This is a messenger RNA of Aspergillus tanneri, 1155 nucleotides long. RefSeq names its product RNA-binding protein. Lineage: Eukaryota; Fungi; Ascomycota; Eurotiomycetes; Eurotiales; Aspergillaceae. Bases 1 to 1155 code for a protein of 384 amino acids. Gene Ontology annotation, molecular function: mRNA binding. The record is from RefSeq and is a predicted model, not a curated record. Gene Ontology annotation, biological process: mRNA splicing, via spliceosome. Gene Ontology annotation, cellular component: cytoplasmic stress granule. The transcript is spliced from 7 exons.
AUGUCGUCAUUUAUCACAGUUGAAAAGCGACACUUUGAAUAUCUGCUACAACAAGUGGAAGCUUGCCCGUCUCAGGAAAACAACGUUGCAAGCACAGAUUCAGUGACAAUCUCGAAUUCCGAAUACAAACGUUUGCUCCAAGAAUCCGGUCGUUUAAAGAAAUUGAAAGACUCCCUCCUGAAGGGAGGAUUGUCCGCGGAAAACUUAGAUGUCCUGAUUUACGGCUCAACGCUGCAUGAUACACAGCCAAAAGGGGGCAUAGGUCUCCAUGGUUACCUCGAAGCAGCUCCGUCCAGCAAAGGACAUUAUCCUGUGCACUCGAUCGACCAUAAACCAUUUAUUAAUUCCGACGACGAUGACGAUGCCCUUUUAGACUCGCAGGACGGCGAUGAUAAUGAUAAAGACGACUACGAAGUAUCCUCACGAACCACAGGUUCCUUGUCGGACACAGCGGAUCGACGUACCAUUUUGAUCCGUAACCUGGCUGAUCGGGUCACCCAUAAAGAUAUCGUUGAAGCCAUGAGAGGCGGUGCUCUGUUACAUGUCUACCUUCGGGGUCGGGAGCAUACUGCCAACGUUUCAUUUGUUGAAGAGGCUGAUGCUCAAAGAUUUUUCCAACAUGCGAAAUCCUACGGCCUUUAUGUAGCCGGGAGACGAGUGGAAAUCCUGUGGAACGACCGUCAAUUCUACCUGCCUCCAUUUGUUAGGGCUAAAAUCAAUAAUGGGGCUUCAAGAAACCUGGUCAUCUACAAUGUGAAUCCCAAUAUCACAGAGUGGCUCAUCCGCAAGGAUCUCGAGCAUAUACAUAAUUUAAUUGUGGUUUCGGUUAAGUUCAAGAAUAGAAACGCCUACAUAUCUACGAAUUCUGUCCAUAAUGCACUGUUUGCCCGCUCCUGCAUGAUGUCCCGCCUCACCUACAAAGGAAUGAAGAUUGCAUUCUACCACGAUGAAUGCAGCAGCCCUCUUCCCAAAGCUCCCAGUGGGCCAAAGAAGGAAGCUCAGGGGCUGCUCAAAAAACCUCCAGCUCCCAACCGAUUCCAGUUACUUUCCCUUGCCGACGAAGAUGGGAGUGAUAGUGAGCAAAAUCAUGACGGGUUGGACAGUCAUCACAUGAACGAAGGCGUUCCCUGCGCAGACAGUAGGGUAUCAGCUUAG